Exophiala bonariae is the source of this 1470-nucleotide messenger RNA. RefSeq lists its product as uncharacterized. The coding region runs from base 1 to 1470 and encodes 489 amino acids. Gene Ontology annotation, molecular function: histone H4 acetyltransferase activity. Gene Ontology annotation, biological process: subtelomeric heterochromatin formation. Gene Ontology annotation, cellular component: nucleus. The record is from RefSeq and is a predicted model, not a curated record. The transcript has 2 exons. Lineage: Eukaryota; Fungi; Ascomycota; Eurotiomycetes; Chaetothyriales; Herpotrichiellaceae.
AUGGCUGCCGCCUCAGAUGAAUGGUCUGUCAAUGCCAACGAAGCCGUCCAUGUCUCAUUGGUUCAACCUGGCCCCGAUGGCCUUCAGACGCGCCAUGAUUUCCAUCCCGAGUUUACCUAUCCCAUUGUGGGAGAGGCAGAACAGAUUUUCGGCUACAAAGAUCUAAACCUCAAACUUCAGUUUGCUGCACACGACCUUCGCCCACAUGUUGAUAUCUCGUAUGCGAAGAAGUUUCCUGCAGUGGGCACCACGACUGCGCUCGAUCUGAACAAGACACUGAAACCUUUCCUGCCUCCCAUCGCAUUCGAGGCCAACUUCGACACUGAGCUCCUGCAAGAUAUCAAGGCCAAAGAUUGGAAACCACCCGGUUCGCAAAUCAAGACUUACAAGAGAGGAUCGGAGGUUUUCGAGAUAUGGGCCGGUUCUCUACUCGAUACACCUAUGCGAUCCCUCGUCGACAACAUCCAAAUUUUGGUUACCUUCUUUAUCGAAGGAGGCCAAUUCAUUAACCUUGAGGAUGUGGACUGGACUUUGGACCGAUGGCGAGUCUACCUCGUUUAUCACAAAUCAUCCAGUCCUCCAACUCCGAAUGCUUCUCCCUAUUCAUUCGUGGGCUAUGCGACAACUUAUCGAUUCUACAAAUUCCACGCCUCGAAGAACCGCCCAACUACAGAUGUCUUUUCCUUCCCACCCACCCAGAAUAUCACACCCAACAAGCUUUCAUCACGCCUGCGCAUAUCACAAUUCCUCAUCACACCCCCGUACCAGACUGCAGGACAUGGGUCAGCACUAUACCAGUCGAUAUAUAGUGAAGUCAUGUCUGAUCCAACGAUAGUGGAAAUGACGGUUGAAGAUCCCAGUGAGGAAUUUGACAAGCUUCGGGACAUGAAUGACUUUGAUGUUUUGGAACCUCAAUUCAAGGCAGCAGGGAUUCAAAUCAACGAUUCACCCUUUGCCUCCUCAGAUCGACGUCGAAUCGGUCGAGUACCAACAGCAACCCUGCUUCCACAGGACACACUUCAAGAAAUUCGAUUGAGAAACAAAAUGGCCAGCCGACAGUUUGCGCGCUUGGUUGAACUGUACCUGUUAGCUCAAAUACCAUACUCACGCCGUGCAUCGGGUGGAGCAUCGUUGACAACUUUGAAAUUGAAGGGAUCUCGAAAUCUCAAUGCAGACGACCGCAGAUAUUACUGGUGGCGUCUGUUGUUGAAGCAGCGGAUCAUGAAGAAGAACAAGGAUUUGCUUCAACAGGUCGCACUUGAGGAUCGAGUACCACAGAUUGAGGACAGCACCCGUGGACAAGAAGACGAGUAUGAAGGACUCUUGCUCACAUAUGCGUUGAGGAAGGAGAAACACGAGGAUCGUCUGGAAAAUGGAGAGUCUUCGGUGGUGCGGAAGAGGAAGGUGGUGGAUUCGGAUGAUGAUGAGUCGGACAAUGCCAGUGCGGGAUCUAAGAGACCGAAGAAUUGA